This is a messenger RNA of Ambispora gerdemannii, 179 nucleotides long. The record is from the annotation of a GenBank genome assembly. NCBI's taxonomy places the organism in Eukaryota, Fungi, Glomeromycota, Glomeromycetes, Archaeosporales, Ambisporaceae.
AGCCAAUAUAUCGACAACGUGGCAGUUUCGGAUCGCGACGGCAUAUUUUAGUGUUUGAAGUACUCGGCGAUGCGUUGGCGAGCGAUGGCCCUCUUCGCGCUGCUCGCGUACGAAGAGACUUCCAAAAUUCACUGCAAAUUCAGCCCACGAAGGAUCAUAAAAAGCCUCUUCGCGCCUGA